AUGGUCAACUACGCUUUCGUCCUCAUCCCACUCUACAUCUACCCCGAAUCCCCAACAACCUGGCAACCCCUCUACAAUGCCGCCCAAAACCACCCAAACGUAACCUUCCAAGUCAUCGUCAACCCCAACUCCGGCCCCGGCGCAGGUGCCUGCCCCAACGGCAACGACACAAACUACAUCAACGCCAUCGCAACCCUCAACUCCAUCUCCAACAUCAAAACCCUCGGCUACAUCCACACGGCAGCCUCCUCGACCUGCGGUAGCAACGGCCAAGCCAUCUGCGUUUGCACCCAGCCCCAAUCCGCCCUGCAGGCCAACAUUUCGACUUACCAAAACUGGCCAACGGCAGGAUGCUCGAACAACAACAACAAGGACAUCCAUAUUGACGGGAUCUUCUACGACGAGUCCCCCUCCAACAGCACCUGCCUCGACUACAUGCGCCAGAUCACCUCGUACGCCAAACAAACCCUCACGCGCGGCAGCACGGCGCUCUUCAACACCGGCGUGGCAAUUCAGGAGACCGGGUACUGGGACAUCGCAGACUACAUCAACGUCUUCGAGAACAACGAGGCGGCGCUCCGGACCGUCAACGUCACACAGUUGACGGGCGAGGGGAACUUCGCUAGCCAGUCGACGUUGAUUGUUUAUGGGUAUUCGUCCGGGACGGAGAGGUUGGCGGAGGAUGUGCAGGAUUUGUUGAGUGUCGAGGAUGGGGAGGGGGUUGCGGGGCUGUAUGUGAAUGAUUUGAGUACGUUUGCGGCGUUUCCGACGGUUUUGGAGCAGUUUGUUGCGGAUGUGGAUGUUGUGGGGCAGGGGAAUCAGUGA
This is a messenger RNA of Zasmidium cellare ATCC 36951, 825 nucleotides long. RefSeq lists its product as uncharacterized. The record is from RefSeq and is a predicted model, not a curated record. Bases 1 to 825 code for a protein of 274 amino acids. Lineage: Eukaryota; Fungi; Ascomycota; Dothideomycetes; Mycosphaerellales; Mycosphaerellaceae. The transcript is spliced from 2 exons.